AUGUCGUUGCACGGAAAGGUAGCCAUCGUCACCGGCGGUGCCAGAGGCAUCGGAGCAGGAAUUGUGCGCUGUCUCAGCAAGCAAGGAGCGAAGGUGGCUUUCAACUAUGUCUCCCCAUCUUCCAAGAGCGUCGCGGAUGCCCUCGUCAACGAGCUCCGCAACAACAAUGACGUCAUCGCUAUUCAAGCCGACAUGACAGACCCAACAUCGCCGAAGGCCAUCAUAGAUGCCACAGUCUCCGCAUUCCAAACAAAUAGAAUCGACAUUCUCGUCAACAACGCCGGCGCGGGUGAUAACCGCCCCCUGGAGGACGUCACCCAGGACAACUACACCCAACUAAUGGACAUCAACGUGCGCGCUGUGGUUUUCAUGACCCAAGCUAUCCUACCCUAUCUGCCUACUAGUGGAGGUCGAAUCAUCAACUUGUCCUCGAUCUCGGCUCGGGGCGGCUACGCUACGCAGUCCGUCUACGCGGCUACCAAAGCGGCCGUAGAGGGCCUUACGCGUGUCUGGGCCACCGAACUGGGACAUAAAUAUGGCGUUACUGUGAACGCGGUCAACCCCGGCCCUGUGGAUACAGAUAUGUAUCAGGCCGCGGGACCGGUUCAUCUGGCGCGCAUGGAGGAACAGAACAAGAAGGUUCCUGCUGGACAGAGGUGCGGGACUGUUCAGGAUAUCGGGGAUAUUGUUACGUUUUUGGCGGAGGAGAGAUCGAGAUGGGUCACCGGGGAUGUGAUUUGCGCUAAUGGAGGGAUGCUAUAUACUUGA
Aspergillus affinis is the source of this 768-nucleotide messenger RNA. Its product is annotated as SDR family NAD(P)-dependent oxidoreductase. Gene Ontology annotation, molecular function: oxidoreductase activity. NCBI's taxonomy places the organism in Eukaryota, Fungi, Ascomycota, Eurotiomycetes, Eurotiales, Aspergillaceae. The coding region runs from base 1 to 768 and encodes 255 amino acids. The transcript has 2 exons. The record is from RefSeq and is a predicted model, not a curated record.